Messenger RNA from Drosophila sulfurigaster albostrigata, 10396 nucleotides. It is a transcript of the gene sm, whose product is annotated as heterogeneous nuclear ribonucleoprotein L. Gene Ontology annotation, molecular function: mRNA binding. The record is from RefSeq and is a predicted model, not a curated record. Gene Ontology annotation, cellular component: nucleus. The transcript has 10 exons. The coding region runs from base 1230 to 2864 and encodes 544 amino acids. Lineage: Eukaryota; Metazoa; Arthropoda; Insecta; Diptera; Drosophilidae. Gene Ontology annotation, biological process: regulation of RNA splicing; mRNA processing.
UAAUUAAAUACUUCCGCGCGUCGUCGUUGUUGUUUGUGUCGCCGCGCCAGUUUUUCCAUUGCGUGCUCAUUCGCCCCGCCGCAUUGACGUCGACGUCACACACACACACACACACAUUCACUCAGCAGGCAGGCAUUCAGUCCGUCAGACAAGCGUACGUAUGUACAUCUGUACAUACAUACAUAAAUACGUACUCACUCACUGACUCACGCAUACUCGCAUACACAACAGACGACGGCACGCAUACAUAUGAACAUAUACAAUCUCUCAACUCGGUUGUUCCUGCUCUCGUUCUCGCAAAAACUACUCUCGCUGUGUUUUGGGUCUCACUGCUGUUGUAGUGUCUGUCUCAGUCAUUUGUCAAUGCCUCUCUGUCUGGCCGCCGCAUUCGUUUUGUUUGUGUAUUAAAAAGGGCCGCCGAGAAGUAAGAAGCAGAGACGCGAUAGCAGCGCACCAGAGAGCAACUAAACAACAAAAAUAAUAAUAAAAAAUUAUAUAUUGUGUUUGCAUGCGAAUUUAGACAUCCCCUAAAUAAGUGUAUAAUAAUAAUAAUAAACAAUAAUCAUUUUGUCAAUCAAGUGUAGAUUUCAAAGCGAACAACCAAUAACAACAACAAAUACAAAACCAAACAAUUUUAACAACAAAAAUAAAGCAAAAAAGCUGAUUCUACAAAAUAAACAGAAAGGAAACCUAAGCGAUAAAAAUUUUGCAAAGGCGCCAAUUGAAAGUGCAAUACAAAGUUGAAACGCAACGUUUCACACCAGUUGAAAGAAAGUGUUCAAUUUGGAAAGCGACAUUAAACAAAUACUUGUUAAUCUCUUCGAAUUCAGUGAAGAGUAUCAACGCUUAAAAAUCUCGAGCGCGCGCGUUUUCCCCCAAGAUAUUUUAACAAUCGUUUUGUUCUCGCAUCUCGUGUGCCCGUGUGCAAACUUAGUGUCAACGUUCCUUCGUCAUAAAUAAAAUAUUACCAAAACACACCCACACAUUUGAACACACAUCUCACACCAACUCUCUUAUACACACACAGCACAUAUAGUCUUGCAUUAACGUGAUUUGUCGCCAUAUCCGUUUGUGCAACGUCUAACAUUUGAGCAACCCACGUGCAAUUGAAAUCCCAACUUCUAUUCUAUACAAGUGAAUCAAGGCUCCGGCCCGACACCAUCAAGAUUUUCACGAAAAGAACUCUGUUCAACACGGAGGCUUCGCUCAAUUUCAACACGGCGACCACAAUGCCCUAUAACGGUGCUAGCAACGGCAGCGGAGUCGGUGGUGCCGUAGCAGGAAGCAGUGUCAGCGGUGGCGGGGCCACCAUCGUCGUCAGCGAGGGACCCCAGAACAAAAAGAUACGCACCGGCGUUCAACAGCCCGGAGAGAACGACGUCAACAUGCAUGCUAGGUCCACACAAAAUCAGAGUCAGCAGCAAGCACUUAUGAACAAGUCAAACGACGACCUAAGGAGAAAGCGUCCUGAGACUACACGGCCAAAUCACAUUCUACUCUUCACUAUCAUAAAUCCCUUCUAUCCCAUCACAGUUGAUGUCUUGCAUAAAAUUUGCAAUCCACAUGGCCAAGUGCUGCGCAUUGUCAUCUUCAAAAAGAAUGGCGUUCAGGCCAUGGUCGAAUUCGAUAGCCUCGAUGCGGCAACACGUGCUCGCGAGAAUCUCAAUGGAGCCGACAUCUAUGCCGGUUGCUGCACUCUAAAAAUUGAUUUUGCCAAGCCAGAGAAAUUGAAUGUUUAUAAGAAUGAAACAGACACCAGCUGGGAUUAUACCCUGAGCACAGGUGAGAUUCAACCAAUUGCAACUAUACAAACACAACAUCGCAACAACAACCACCACCACCACCACCACAACAAUCAACAACAACACCACCAACAACAACAACAACAUCAUCAACAACACCACCACCAACAACACCAUCAACAACAACUUGUUGCCCCAGCUCAACCGCACAAUCUUGUUCCAUUUAAAGAGCCACCACUAUUGGGACCAGGCACCGCCUUCCCGCCAUUCGGAGCACCCGAAUACCAUCCCACCCAGCCGGACAACUGGAAAGGAGCCGCUAUCCAUCCAACUGGCCUCAUGAAGGAGCCCACCGGAGUCGUUGCCGGCCGCAAUGCGCCAGUCGCUUUUGCCCAGCAGGGCCAAGCUCAGGGCGCUGUCAUGAUGGUCUAUGGCAUGGACCAUGACACUUCCAACACAGAUAAGCUCUUCAAUUUGGUCUGCCUGUAUGGCAAUGUCGCACGGAUCAAGUUCUUGAAGACAAAGGAAGGCACCGCCAUGGUACAAAUGGGCGAUUCGGUGGCCGUUGAGCGUUGCGUGCAACAUUUGAAUAACAUUCCCGUUGGCACUGGCGGCAAAAUACAGAUUGCAUUCUCAAAGCAGAACUUCCUGUCGGAGGUGAUCAAUCCAUUCUUGCUGCCGGAUCACACCCCCAGCUUCAAGGAGUACACUGGCUCCAAAAACAAUCGUUUCCUAUCACCGGCCCAGGCCAGCAAGAAUCGCAUCCAACCACCGAGCAAAAUCUUGCACUUCUUCAACACACCGCCCGGUCUCACCGAGGACCAGCUCAUUGGCAUAUUCAACAUCAAGGAGGUGCCAGCCACAUCGGUGCGUCUGUUCCCAUUGAAGACGGAGCGUUCGUCGUCGGGUCUGAUCGAAUUCCCCAACAUCUCGCAGGCUGUGCUCGCCAUCAUGAAGUGCAACCAUCUGCCUAUUGAGGGUAAAGGCACCAAAUUCCCAUUCAUCAUGAAGUUGUGCUUCUCAUCGUCGAAGAGCAUGAACGGCGCCUGGAAUAAUGCGGCCAAUGAGGGCAUGAUCGAGAAGGAGAAUGACGGCGAUAUCAAGGUGGAGAUUUACAAUUGAGAUUUGAUUACCAUUGUGUAAGCAACAACAACAACAACCAGCCCAGAUUGCAACACACAAUACAUAAGAAAACAAACAACUACAACAACAAGAGCAUGAAUGCAGCAACUUUGAAGAUGGAGGAGUAAACAGAAACAGGAGGCGAAAUAGCAUUGGAUGGGAAGAGAAAUGAAGAAGCAGGAGCAGGAUGACGACACAUCGGCAACAAUAAUAAAUUUAGUAAUUGUAGUGCAAAAACAAUUGCGAAAUUGAAUGAUGAUUGGAAUACAUAUUGAUAUAUAUGAUCAGAGGGCAAUCUGCACUCUGCAAGAAGAAAAACCAACACUGGGGAUUACAAAUUAAUGAUAAAUUGCAAAUAUAUAACAAAUACACAUACACACACACACACUUAUACAUAAAAAACUACAACUUAAAGCUAAUACUUAAAAUCUUAACAAUUCGCAAACGCAUGUAACUUUUCUACGCGCCAUUUACUUUAAAAUCGAAUCACAAUUUAACAUUAUAAUUAACACACAACAAAAUGGCGUCGUUCGAAAGCUACACACAGACAGACACCGACACAAAAACACACAUACACUUACACACAUGCACUUUACAUGCGUUUGCGUUACGUCAACAUCAUCAACAAACAACAACAACAAGAACAAUUGUUAUAAACUUGUGGAAGAUUAGAAAAAAAAUUAGGUUAAAUAAUGGUUUAGUUGCAUCUAAAAACAAAAACACCAAAAUUUUUUCUUAUUUUUUUGUAAAGUUUUUCGUGUGUGUUUUUCACUUAAUGAAAAUUGAAAACAAACAAACAAGAGAUACAACAAACAACAAUUAACAAAAACAAAUUGUAAACAAUGUAAUAUGAAAUUAAUAUAAUACUAAUAAAUACAAAAUUUAAACACACACACAUCGCAAAUGCAAAUGCAAAAUUUUACAACACAUUUUAGUUAAUGUCAAAAAUAUAUAUUUUAAUAUAGCAACCAAAUGCAAUACCUAAAAUUUCUUUGGACAAUAUUUCGAACAAGUAUUCAUGUGUGAGGCAGAAAAUAAAAAAAAAGCAUUAAAAUAUUUAUUGAAAUGUGAAAUGAAAAAGAAAAAGAGAAAAAGAUGCGAGACAAAACGUGUAAAAUUAAACCAAAAAUUUAGCAAUUUUAAAUCAAAUUUAUUAAUUUUAGUUAUGCAAAUUUCAGAGAGAAAAAACUUGCACAAGCCAAUGUUUUUACUUUUAUGUUUACUUUUGAUUUUCUUAAAAGAGUAAAUAUUAACAAAACAAAACAAAACAAAACGACGAAAAAGACAAAAGAACAUUAACAUACUUUUUGUGCUUAAUUUACAAAAGUUUCAAAAGGCAUAAAUUUAUAUGUAUGAGCUGUAAUGUAUUUAAAUUAAAUUAAUAUUAAUUAUAAUUUUACACUAAAUGUAAAAAGCAACAACACUAAAACAACAAACAAAAACAAAAAAGAAAAAUGAAGAAAAAACAAACAAUUAAAACAAUUAUUGCAAAAGCAUAUUAAAUAUAAAACUUAAUUUUUAAGUGCAGCAAAGAACUUGAGACAGGCAUACAUAAAAAAGAAAAAGAAAAUAUAAAAAAUAUUUUUGAGGCGUUUUAAGGUAAACAGAAGAGACAGAGCCAAACAUUUCAGAACUAAAAGUAUACUUGGCGCGACGCAUUAAAUAAAAAAAAAAUCAGAAGGGAAAAUAAAAUUAUAAAUAAUUUAAAAAGAAAAACAAUAUCAGCAAUAAAAGCAACAGUAACAACCAUAUCAAAGGCGUAUGUUAGAUUAAAUAUAACAGCAAAUAAAACGAAAUGAAAAUAAAAUAAAAUAAAACUAAUAACAAUACAAAAUUAUAUAACAAUUUCAUUUGACUUUAGUUUAAGCAAUCUGCAGUUAAGUUAUACCCCAAAACUUUUUAGUUUUUAUUUUUAGUUCUAUGUGACAGUUUGUAAAUUAAGCAGGGCGAAGUUCUAUAUAGAGUACAUAUAUCAUAUAUAAUAUAGCACCUUUGUUCUAAAUGCAAAUCAACGAAUACUAUAUGAUGUACUAUAUAGAGCCGUAAAACGAAUUUUUCACGCAAAUCGCUUUUUCUCAUCAUUAUCAUCCACUUUCUUUUCGUCACCAUACUAUGUGCAAUUAUUGCUUUAAACUAUAAAAAAACAUCAAGAGAAAGCACUUCAUUUAUUUAUUUGUAGCAAUCUUUUUGGUCAUUUUAUUCGCUCGUUUGUUCAUCCCCUUAAUUAUUGAUUUUUGCCUUAUGUCUUAGUUUUUAUGUAAAUUGUUGUAAAUCGUAUAAAUUGUAAAAUAUUUUUCUAUAAUUAAGUAUAAUUGUACUUAAUUUAAUGAUUUAUUGAGAAAAGAAAAGAAAAAAACAAACGGAAAAUCUCGAUUAUAACUAAAUCAUACAAUUUAUUUUCUUAAGAACUUAAAGCAACAACGAUCUUAAAGCUCCUAAUUAGUGCAUAAACAAAUAAUUAAAAUAAUAAAUCAAAUAUAUACAUAUAAUACAAUUCAACAUGGUAGCUACAACAUGGUAUAUAAAAUCAGAAGAGAGAAAUCAUAAACAAAAUAUUGAUUUUAUAAUGUUAUCUAUAGGAAAACAACAUUUUACAGCAUUGUAUAAUUUUAAUUUAUAUUCUUUAUGCAUAAAACAAAGUAUAUAUAAUAAUAGUUAUAUAUAAAUAUAUAUAGACGGACAUGUUCGAAAUUCAAUCAUCAUUUCUGCACGGGAAUGAAAGUUGAUUUCAGAAUAUGCCUGAAUAUAUAUGUAAUUUGUUUUAUUUAAUAUUUAAAUUUUGUUGUUAUUUUUUUUUCUUGUGUGCCCAAAGUUUGUAAUAUGCGCGCUCAUUUUUUUUGAUAUAAAUAUAUAUGUACGAUACAUGUAAAUUAAUUUAGCACUUUGUUUUUGUUUCAUUCUUCAAUCUUCAUCAUCAACAGAUCAUCAGAUACAUGGAAAUAGUUUUUAUAUGGUUUACAGGAAUUGAAACGUGACAAAUAAUUUGCUAAAUGAUACUAAAUAUACUACUUUAAUGAAUGACACAUCCAAAGAACGCACAGCCCUUUUCCCAUUUACUCUUUUUACUUUCUUCUUUUGAAAUAAAAUAAAUGAUAAAUCAAUAAGAAUAACAAAAAAACUAUAAACACUAUACCAAAAACGAUAUGCCAAAUUGUUAAAGCGAAAAUCCUGAAUUUUUAACAUAUCGAAAUUUAUAAGGCGGCUUAAGUUAAACGAUUUUACAAUUUAGGCAUAACAAGUGUAUUUAAAUAAUAAAUACAUUCCCCGAAGAAUACUUUCAACAACUGCUACGAAAAAAGAAAACAUAAUCCAUUUGUUGAAAACAAACAAUAUAUAUGAUCAAAGAUUAAUGAUAUAAACGCCCAAGCAGCAAUUAUUGUAUCCAAAUGAUUAGACUUAAGCGAUAAUAAGUUAUGAUUAGUAGUGUGCUUAAAUCGAUCAUUUCAAAGAUAAUGAAAAUAUUAGCAAAAUUAUUUUCAUUUUAUUUUCUAACUAGUCAAAAACAAGUUAAACUUUACUUUAUACGCAUUGGAAAUCAAAUACAGAUCUGUUCCGAAAUCCUCUAUACAUAAUGUAUUAUCAUAUUUUUUGGGUUCCCGAAAGAAGUAUUCAGCGGAAUUGAAUUCGGAACAGGUCGAUGAACUAGUCAAAUUUUGUUAAGGUUGUCAGCAAAUUGAAUUUGUUAAGCAAAUAAGCGCACCCAAUUUAAGUUCUCUAUUUUUUUCUCUUUUGUAUAUUUUCUUUUUUUUGGUUAACUCUUUGCAAAUGCCGCGUAGUUUUCAACUCUAAAAAAAUGCGCAUGGGGCACAAGGUAGGUGCUGUUUAUAAAUACGAUAAAACUCGAAAUGAAUUUUCACCAUUUUAAUACCAACAAAUACCCGUUGUGUUGAGGCGUUCUUUGAGCGAUAUUCAAAACGGUUUUUACUUAGUUCUUGUAAUUCGCAUUAUUCACACUAAUGAUUACACAACAACAACAACAACAACUUUAUUAAGAACAAAAACAAAAAAUGGACCAGUUUAUUCAGCAUUGAAUUAACAACCACCAAGAAUCAAAAACAAAAAGAAAUUAUAUACAUUAUAUAAAUUGAUGAAACCGUCCAAUUAUGAAAAAAACAGCAACAACAACAACAACAAGAAACAACACCAGACACCAGACAAAACACGAGUUGAAAACUGCUUUCCCAAAAACCUAAUCUUACAAUCGCCCCUGUUGCUUCAAACAUUUCGCAUUAAGCCUAAAAGCAUGCUACGUUUUUAGUGACACGCGGGCGAUUUGAAUAUUUCUAUGCCAUGCUGCUUACACGAGUUACAACUACAAAGCUACAAACAAUCAGGCCAAAUCCGAGCUCCACAUCACAUCAACAUGUGUUGUUGAAACACAAAGCAGAAAAAUCUCUGUGCUUUUGUGGGAACUUGGAAAUGCUCUGAAUGGAAUACAUUUUAUUUGUGAAAAACAAAACCAUUUUUAGUUGCAAAACAAUUUUUUGUUUUGAUUUUGGUAUUUUCCAGAAAAUGAAAAGAAAACAACACUAAACAAAAUAACAAAAAAAAAACAAAAACCAACAACUUUGUACACCGAAACAAAUUCAUAAUAAUCUAUGAUGAAAUGCAUAUUUGAGAGCAAUCCAAAAAUGAUGAAAUGAGAAAACACGUAGCGUAAAAAGCGAAAAACUACAUAUGAGAAAAAAUGCAUAAAAGAUACUACAACUAUAUUCUUAUAGGCUUAUAGUUUAUACUAUACUUACAUACACACAUACAAGUACUUAUAUAUACAUAAAAAUACAUUUAACGAAAUAUUUACAUAUAACUAUACUACUUACAUAGAUAUACUUAUAAAUAUUACAACAGAGGGCAUAAUCACGCAUAGCAAAGUAAAAAAUACUAACAUACACACACACACACAUACACAUACACUCUCACAAGACAUAUGAUAUGUGUAUAUAUCUUAAAUAUAUAUAGUUUUUAAACAUGAUGAAGUAGCGCGUGUCAAUUUUAAAUUCAAAAGCGAAGUGAAUUUAAAGCGAAUCUGAAAUCGCUUUGAGAAAACAUUACCAACAAAAUACUUUACAUAAUUACACCACAAAUUACACAAACUACACCAAGACAACAGACAGACACAGACAUAAGACACCGACACAGACACACAGACAAAGGACGAAGGAAAAGGAUGUCAGGCCAACAGGCAGGAAAGUUUUAAUACUAAAUAAAGGACAACUGCAUAGUGUAGUCGUAAUUACUGGUGAUAAUUUUGAAAAAAUCUUAAAACAAUAUUAUUAAACAAAAAAACGAAAACGAAAACAAAAACCAAAAAUAAAAAUGAAAAAAUAUCUAAAAAAUAAAAAAAAAAUAAAUAUACUCGAACAUAAACUGACACAACGUACUGUUAUUUGAUGCGUACCCGUAUUAUUAGCAGCUAUGGAUUUUUCCCCAACACCCUCAAUCCCCUCUCCCCACAGCCCUCAAAUAGAUGUCUAUAUAUAAAUAUAUACUUAUAUAUUCAGAACAUUCCUCAAUGUUAGUAUAAUAAUAAUUUCCGGACACACUAAACAGAAUUCCAUAAAAAUGGAGAAAAUAGAUAAAAACAGUUCGAGUAAAAAAAAAGCGAUAUACUUGUGUAUUUCUUCAGUGUAUUAGUAAAUUAGGCAUUCAAUUUAGAGCAAGAACAGGAUUUAGUUUCCCCAUAUUGCAGAGAGGGUUUUCCCAACACUCACUGAAAGUCGCAUACAACAACAACAAUUCAACUGGGAUCUCAUUGUGAAGCUGCAUGCGAUUUAAAGCAAAUGCUCCAAAUAAUUUAUUGGUCAUUUUAAUUGCAAGCAUUACUCCAGUUCAGUGUGUGUGUGUGCAAUAGAUGCUUGUGUGUGUGUGCAUACAUUGAAGUCUCCUAUAAAGUAAACGAUGUCGCUCUACGCUCAAAUUGAACGGCGUGAACUAAGCGCUGACCACAUUCAAACCGAUUCUCCCAUUGAUAAGAGUUAAUUUAACGCUGCACAUCAAUUUCAGACGUUUUCAUUAUCAGAACAGAAGUAUCUCUCUUUGCAAUUGUGAUCGAUUUCAAACCGAUAAUUUAUAGCGAGCGAAGAAAUGCAAGUCUGAGUUGUCGAUAAAUAUUUUCAGUUAGCCAAGCAGAUCCCAGAAGAGAUUUACUCUUAAAGUACAUGACAUCGACCGGUUGUAAACUAACACACACACACACACAAACGAACACUUACAGACACAAAGAACAAGAAAUUACAAGACAAAUACACACACACACACGUAGAGAUGUGAAUACUUAUGUAUAUUCGUUCUUAGACAGAGAACGAGAACGCUAGAGUCCCAGACAAGUUGUUUAUUUUGGCGUGUGCAAUAUAUAAGUAUAAUUUGACUUGUGUUUAGUUAACACAAUUUCACGUAUUUAAUAAUAAUAGCAAUGUUAAUAUGUAAUUUAGUUGAAUUUGCGUUGAACGUUUUAGUUUAGUUAAUGCAUAAAUUUAAUUUUAGACUUGUUUGUACUAUGGCGAAAAUAGGUAUAUUGUUUCACACAUUCACACACACACACACACAAACGAACACAUAGCCACUUGUUAAACUAAUCCACCGAAUAAAAACAAUCUCAUUAACUAAAUUAAUUAAAUUUAAAAAAAACAAAACAUAAUCAACAAUAACAUUUUGCAUCUAUUUUCGCCAAGCUUUUGCUUUUCUGUUUGCAUUUAGUAGCACUAAUAUUAAUGCCGCGACUGUAAAACCGACGCUGCAAAAAAAGUGCAGCAUACUUUGAGGGUGCAUUCAAAAAUCACGAGUGAACAACAACAUGAAAUGAAGCGAUAAGAUAAAAAGAAGAGAUUCAGAUGAUUAUGAAUUAGAGAGCAUCAAGAAGAACGAAAGAACGAUAUCAUAGCAACAAAUUUAAAUUGAAUUUUCUAAGUGUUUAGUCGAAAAACGCGUAAAGAUCGUAUCGUAAUUUACUUAAAUAUAGAGAAUAAUAAAAAUACACUUAAUACUAACACACUACAUAUGCUACAUUAUAAACUUAACACUUACAUAUAUAUACAAACAUAACAUUCAUACAUAAAUACAUUCAUACAUACAUACAUACAUGCAGUCAUACAUAAUAACAUAAGCCUACAGAAUGCAACAUAAUCAGAUCAACCGAACAACUUUUGAUAACAACUUUUCGAUAUUUAUUAACAAUUUUUGAAACACGGUUCUGCGUCUCGAAUACAUCAACAUCAACACCAACACCAACAUACACACACAUGUACGCAUUUUCAAUACGAUAGCUAUACACAUUGAAAUAGCCAUCAAUCAGCAGAUUUAUAUCAAACUGAAAGUAUCGAAUGAAUCCAAUAAUAAAUAUCACACAACAGCAAAUUUGUUUAUGCGAGUAUAUAGACACACACACUCUCUCACACACAUACAUACACUCACACGCAUAUACAGCCACAAACAAUAUGACAAUUUAUAAACAAUUAUUAAAACUACUAUUUAUUAAAUGUUGUUAGCAUUUCAAAAACAAAAAAAAAAGACAAAAAAAAAACCAAAAAGAAAAA